Messenger RNA from Carassius auratus (goldfish), 7412 nucleotides. Its product is annotated as inactive ubiquitin carboxyl-terminal hydrolase 54-like. The coding region runs from base 820 to 4782 and encodes 1320 amino acids. The record is from RefSeq and is a predicted model, not a curated record. NCBI's taxonomy places the organism in Eukaryota, Metazoa, Chordata, Actinopteri, Cypriniformes, Cyprinidae. Gene Ontology annotation, molecular function: cysteine-type deubiquitinase activity. Gene Ontology annotation, biological process: protein deubiquitination. The transcript is spliced from 21 exons.
UGAAUCGCACAUUGUGCAGGUCUCUGCGGUGUCACUGACCCGUACCGAACCCAUUUACUGUCAGCCAUUGUGUCUGUUUUUCCAUCCUCCAUGCAUCAGAAAACAGAGGAAUUGGCUUAAAGGAACAGGACUGCAUGAACAAUUUGAUAUUGAACUUUAGAAGGGCAUUAGUGUUGUACAGCCAUAAAGGUUUUUAGAGUGUUCAGAUCGUCCACCGUUUGUCAUAUCCUCAGAUUCUGAGGGUCAGUGACCUUGGCUCGGAGCAUUUCUGUGACUAUUCCAUCUACAGUAUAUUUAUCAGCUGGGCUAAGAGAGGAGAUAUUGGGACGACUCAGAGGUGAAGAGCAGGGAGCUGACAUCACAGUGUGAGGACAGUGUCUCGGACCACACGUCCUCCAGCAAACACUGCAACUGUCACACAGCUGGCUUUAACCAGGCCAGUCAUUACAUUUGACCCCACUUUACCGUCCCAGGUGUGGGGAGCCAUUUAGUCACGACAGACAGACAUUACUGAGAUCCUCUCGCCCUUCUCAAGAGAAAACAUCAUCUUUAUAUUCACAUCUGUUACCAAACCCCAGCAGAUUUCUUCAUUAUACUUUUCAUUUUGUAUUCAAUGACCAAACCCUCUCUCAUGGGAGUAACAUAGAGACCAGCCCAGCACAGACGCUCUCUGCACUCUUUCUCUCUCGCAUUCACACACUCACUCACACACACUCAUCUGCACCGUGUUCAGGAUGCCCUCCUCCUCCAGCGUGAUUAGCUGGGGAAGGACUCGGCUCUUGUGGUGAUUGGAGGGGGGAGCGGAGCGGAGCUGGACCCAUGUCGUGGAAGCGGAACUACUUUGCUUCAGGCAGCAGCGGGCUGCAGGGGAUGUUUAACCCACGCACCAUGACCUCCAUCGCUCCCAGCAAAGGCCUGAGCAAUGAGCCGGGUCAGAACAGCUGCUUCCUAAACAGCGCACUGCAGGUCCUUUGGCAUCUCGACAUUUUCCGCCGAAGCUUCCGGCAACUGAACACCCACAAGUGCAUGGAGGACUCGUGCAUCUUCUGCGCUCUGAAGAGCAUCUUUGCCCAGUUCCAGUUCAGCAGUGAGAAGGUGCUCCCAUCGGACGCUCUGCGCAGCGCUCUGGCCAAAACCUUCCAAGACGAGCAGCGCUUCCAGCUGGGCAUCAUGGACGACGCGGCCGAGUGUUUCGAGAACCUUCUGAUGCGGAUCCACUUCCACAUCUCGGAUGAGACCAAGGAGGACAUCUGCACAGCCAAGCACUGUAUCCCACAUCAGAAGUUUGCCAUGACACUUUUCGAACAGUGUGUUUGUAAUAAUUGUGGAGCCACAUCGGAUCCUCUCCCCUUCAUUCAGAUGGUGCACUACAUCUCCACCACCUCUCUCUGCUGCAGUAACCAAGCUGUGCGAAUGCUGGAAUGUAAGGAGAAGCCCACGCCUGACAUGUUUGGAGAGCUUCUCCGUAACGCCAGCACCAUGGGUGACCUGCGAAACUGUCCGAGUAACUGUGGCGAGAUGUUGCGGAUUCGGCGGGUUCUGAUGAACUGCCCGGAGAUCAUCAGCAUCGGCCUGGUGUGGGACUCAGAUCACUCUGAUCUAGCCGAAGACGUCAUCCACAGCCUGGGCACGUGCCUGCGGUUGGGUGAUCUGUUCUACCGUGUGACGGAUGAGAGGGCUAAACAAUCGGAGCUCUACCUUGUGGGCAUGGUUUGCUACUACGGCAAGCAUUACUCCACCUUCUUCUUCCAGACUAAGAUACGCAAGUGGAUGUACUUUGAUGACGCACAUGUGAAAGAGAUUGGACCUAAGUGGAAGGAUGUGGUGUCGAGAUGUAUAAAAGGCCACUACCAGCCACUUCUGCUGCUGUACGCUGACCCCCGAGGGACGCCCGUGUCAUCACAAGACAUGCUGGCAGCACAGCUGGACCUGCAUCACAGCAGCAAGGCCGGCUAUGACAGCGAAGACUCCGGGAGGGAGCCCUCAAUUGCAAGUGACACACGCACAGACUCUUCCACAGACAGCUACAGCUACAAGCACUCUCGAUCACACCAUGAGUCCAUGGCCUCCCAUUUCUCUUCUGAUUCUCAGGGAACUGUGGUGUGUAAUCAGGACAGCAGCGGUUCCCAGAACAGCAUGGACACUGCAGGGGAGGUUCUUAAAGACCAGGCCACUCCCCUUUGUACGCCAAGGCCCUCUUCUACUGGCCGUCUGCAGGACUAUAAAGAGACUGUGAAUAUGAUCCACAGCAGACCACUCUCUUCCUCCUCGAGCUCAGGAGUGGGUGGCUCAGAGGCUGGGGCCCGGGCGAGAGAUUGGGAAGACGAGAGCACCAGCAGCGAGUCCAAGUCCAGCUCCAGUGGAGGGCGCUAUCGCCCCACAUGGAGACCUAGAAGAGAGGCCCUGAACAUUGACAGUAUCUUCAGCAGGGAAAAGCAUCGGCCAGCCGGCUACGCCACGCUCGGACCUUCCCCGCUGCCUGAAGACCCGAUGUCACCAGGGCACAGUCAGCUGGUCUCAGGGGCUGCGGCGGAGGGGUCCAACAUUGCAGCAGCAGAGAUGACUGAUGGCUCAGGGGGUGUGCCAGAAGCGGAAGUGGAGCAUCUACCAAUCCCACCACCUUUAAGAGGUGUGGAACAGCAGCCUCGGCUGAUACAGAGGAUGGAGAGUGGCUAUGAAAGUAGUGAGAGGAACAGCAACAGCCCCAUCAGCAUGGACAUGCCACUCAGCGACAACCCAAGCACCAGUGCUCACAGGGACAGCGGCAGUAAGAGACCCGUGACUUCUGGGCCCUCCUGGCGCACAGUGCCCAAGUCCAAAAGCAGCAGUGCCAUCCUGCAAGACCUCAGAUCACCCACCUGGAGCAGCAGUCCACUGAGUUUGGGAGAGGGGCGCAGCGAGCUGGAUGAAUUGCAAGAGGAAGUUGCUCGCAGGGCCAGGCAGCAGGAGCUCCAGAGAAAGAAGGAGAAGGAGAGAGAAGCAGCACAGGGCUUCAACCCCAGACCCAGCAAGUUCAUGGACCUGGACGAACUUCAGCACCAGGGGAAGGGGGGCAGUUUUGAGCACUGCCUGGCGGAGGCUGACUCUCUCUUAGAGCAGUCACUGCGCCUGGAGCAAGCUGGGGAUACAGCUACAGCCCUGGCGCUCUCCCACCAUGCUGUGUCUAAACUAAGAUUUUCCAUGCAUGAGGGCAGUGCUAACACUCAUAGCAGGACUAUGGCUGCUGACGCCAAGCUGCAAAAAUGCAUGAGGAGAGCGCGGGGCCUACAGCAGCGCAUGCAGCAACAGCAAGAGCAGCAGCAGGAGCCCCACCGCCCACAGGGGCCCAACAGUGAACAGCCUGGCCCGGUCCAAGUACUGUUGACAGACAAUCAGGAAGAGGUCUGGGAGACCAAUCAGGAUUCUGUGCUUGGCUCACCCUCUCCUCAACACAUGAAAUCACCCUCCUCUUGUACAAACACCCCAUCUCAGCCUUCUAGCCACCAGUCGCUCAAUCCCCGGCUUGCCUCUUCUCAGCCACAGCCCCAAGAGCGUGAUGAACACAACAGUUGGACCACCCAAAAUGAGGACGAAUGGGGUGGCAUCAGAUUAUCAGAUGUUCUCCAAGCAUCAGGCAUUCGGAUCAUGCCCAUACGCAAACACCUUGCCAUAUCCCUGCCCUCUUUGCCCCUUGACUUCUGGGGUGUAUUGGGAGAGGACGAAGAGGUCUCCAGCUGUCAGCACCCUCAAUCUCCAAAUCCUCCUUUGUGGCAGGGCACUGCAGAUAGUCCAGACCAGAUACCCCAAUCCAACAAUCCCAGUCCACCACCCACUCCUGUUGAGGGGAAAGGGCCAGUGCUCCGAAGAGCCCCCAUAUGGCAACCCCUAUGUGCAUCUUCCCAGCCCUGCACCAAAUUGACCCCUCCAGUUGCUGCCCGUCAUUGGUCCUCUUGGAGCCUAGACCGUCCUGAUGCUGUUGUCAACCCCUAUAACACACCUCCUGAUCAGAACCAGCAGACAGGACCUGCCCUCUCUCAACACACACCUGGAAGACACCUUGCUCCUCACAGUCCCAUGAGCACCAGGAAGAAGAACAUCCCUAAGUACUCAAACUUCCAGAGCAUGGAGUUGGAACCCACAGAGGCUGAGGACCAGGAACUCUCUGAAUUGGACUCACUUUACCAGGCUAGUCUGCAGGCUGGCCCGGGUCCUGGCCAAGCCCUGCGUACUACCAGCUCACCUGCUGUUGCGAGACCAGUACCUCCUGCUGCACGAAAGCUGCUCACUGGAGUCGGACGCUCUCGGACCCCCACGGCUGAACUUGAGAGAACCGCUUAUGGACCACCAGGUUGUUGCAGCCCUACUGGAUACAUGAACAUGCCCCUGUCAGUGGCCCAUCAAGAGCCUCAGUCAGGAGAGGAAGAACAAUAUGAUGCGGAUCACCUGCGCCGUAUUGCUCGCAGCCUGAGUGGAACGGUCAUUGGCCGUCGCCAUAACCGUCUUGCCGUCUCCCGAAGCUUUCUGGGGGACUCCGGGGUUAAGUCAUAUCACAACGCCAUGUACUCACCUAGUUGCCUUCAGUAUCCAUUGUCUCAUUCAGACUUCCAUCUGCUCCAACCCAGCUAUCUUCAUCUCCUUCCAUCAUCCUCACCCCCAUCUCAGCAGCCUGGGCCUUCCAGAGGGGCCCCAGGAUGUCUCCAGAGGUUCUCCGAGUUUCUGGCUGUGUUUGACCGGCGUCAAGCUCUCUCCAGUGGGAAGCACUACGGUCCAACAGUGAGGUGUAUUGGAAGACAUCCUCUCUAAAGCUCUCACCCAACCAGUUGGAUUUGGACCAGGUCCUCCAGCCCUGGAACAUUUCCACACAUUGUUCCCUUGGAUGACCCCUCUGCACACCCCAUCCCAUUCUCGUCACAGUUUCCUGGAGAACUGUAAGGAGCACUUCCAGAGACCUGAUGCCAUGCUCAAUCACCCUGCACUCUGUAUUGUUCCUGGGAUGAUGUCCUUAAGAUAUCCUGCUAUAGUUGGUAAAUCUUUCCAUGCAGAAGCCCCUAAAGCUCGAUCCACAGCAUGACGGAAAGAGACACCAAAACCAACUUUUUUACAUUUAUUUACGAGCACUGGGAUGGUGUGAUUCUUUGGGGCUGAUGUUGUGUGUGUGUGUGUGUGUGUGUGUAUGACUAACCUAUAGUCAGACUUGCAUCAUGCAAUGAAAGGAGCGUGGGGUCUAGAUUUGGACUCCCGCAGUGAGCCAUCCAACCCAGAGCACUUAACUUAAUUAACCCCAUAAUUCAAUUAAUUGCAGAGGAGAAGCAUACGGUACCUCCUUGCUGCACUAGACGGUAAAUGUGUGUUUGUGUGUAUGCGUGUGUGCAUGUGUUGGGUGGUAAAGGGGGAGGGGCUUAUUGUAACCCUGCCCUCAUUUAUACUACAGGCCAGAAGUUUGGAAUGAUUAAGAUUUUUAAAAUAUUUUUAUUAAGAUGUCUCAAGUGAUCAAAAAUACAGUAAAAACUGUAAAAUUGUCAAUUAUUAUUACAAUUUAAAGCAAUGUUUUUCAUUUAAAUAUAUUUCAAAUGAAAUAUUUAGCAGCUUGACAGUUUUUAACAUUGAUUAUAAUGGUAUUAAUAAAUGUUUCUUGAGCACCAAAUCAGCAUUAGAACAAUUUCUGAAGGAUCAUGUGACAUUGAAGACUGGAGUAAUGGAAUAAAUGACACUUUAAAAUAUAUCUAAAUAUAAAACAGUAAUUUUAAACUGUAAUAAUAUUUAAUCAAAUAAAUGUAGCAUUAGUGAGCUUACGAGAUAUUAGAAAAGUUUAAUUAUUCCAAACUUUUGACCGAUAGGGUAUUAAAAACCAUUCUUUACCCUUCCUCCUCGCCUGUUCCACAGAUACAAGUUCUCAGCAAACCAGUGUCCCAGAAUCGUCAUGGCUUUGCUGAACAUUUUUCCCCGAACAACUCUCCUGCAAACGUUUUUUGGUAGCGGGAUGGGUUAAUGUCAUGUACAUGUAGAUGCUAAGUACUUCAACCUGUACUAAGUGAAUCAAGAUGUUUUGUACGGUGUCAUCUCUCAGCUCUGGUGCUUUUUGUCAGAGCAGGCAUGUAAAUCUGCGGCCCUGGCGCUGAGCGUGGAAUGAGACUGUCUCUUCUAACCUUUUUCCUCCUUUUUCUCUGAUACGGGCAUUCCCUGUAGCACACAGCUGUUUUGUGUCUCGUGUUACAGGCAAAGACUGUGUACCUGUUUGACUGAACAUACACUAACAAAUGAAUUUAUUGUUAAUAAAAAAACUACAACAUCUUAAGAAAUAUACAGAAGAAUGGAGAAACUACGUAAUGACGUUAUGGAAUGUUAAUCAAUUCUAGUGGUAAUAAUUAUUAUCUGCAUUAAGACAAGUAUAGUACACUUCAGAAGUGUAAAGCUGGAGAAAAACUGCUAUUUUAAUUCCAUUGACAGUUCUCCCAUUUAUACAGGGAGAUAUGCCAAGUUAAGCUUCCUUUACAUUGUUUAUUUUAUUUUAUGAUUCAAAUUAUAAUUUUGUUUUAACUUGCAGUGACACUGAAACCACAGUAAGAGUCUGGCACAUGAUGGAUCUUCAGGCCUGUAAUAUUUGAGGGGUUUCAUCCCAUUCGAUUUUUGUAGAAUCUAUAUUAUUUCUAGAUUUUACUUUAAUCAACACAGCUGAAGAAUGUUCGGCCCUGGUAGCAUAGAUAGCCUGAAAUUUGGACAGUAUUAUGUAUAUGGGGCCUUGAGCAAGGAAUGCUUUCAUACUUUUAUUCAAAUAAACGUAAAAGGAUUUGUGAGAUAUAUUAACAAUACUCUGAUACUGAUCAACAGAUGUUUCGUAUCACAAUAUAAUAUGAUUAAUGCAGUAUUUAACUUUUUUUUCUUAUCAUAUUUUGCUGUGAUAUGUAUAAUUUUUUUCAUUAAAAGCCUUUGAGUGCGUAAAUUAAAAAUUAUUAUAAAUGAAAUAACGUACAGAGAUCUAGAUAUUAUUUAACUUUGUCUUAACCAAAGAUUGGCUCUAACACAAAGAAAAUGUUUUUUUUUUUUUCAUUUAUUAAUCUCUUCUUUCAUUCAAAGAUUUUUGAGAAUGUAGCAAAGGUGGUAUAUGAGUAUGCUAUGCAAAAUGCUCUCUCCUGAACUACCAGCAAAGAGUCAGACUGGGACAAAAUCAAAUACUUUUUCUUUUUUUCCUAUAUACUAAGGAAGAAAAUGAUUUCCUGCUGAAUUGUUGAAUCUUUACUUAUUAAUGUCUGUACAGUUAACAGCCUUUGAAUGCGCAUUGUAGCUGGUGGGAGGAGGAUUUCUCAAAGAUGAAAUGGCAUUUCAAAGUUUUCCAUUGGGGACUCAUUUGUAAAUGCUUGAGGCUGAGUGAACUUGUAUUUUUGCAAUAAAGUUAUUACCAAUGCACUCCAGCAGGGGCGCUGCACAAACGCCUA